UAUAUAGUCCCAGCGGACCGACGCUGAUGAUUCGAGCUCGUAGUUCUGAGAUUUGUCAAAACUACAUCGCUCCAUUCCUACGGGAGUACGGGCUCCCGUCUUAUACUCGCGCGCAACGUCACGGCUCUCGGCGAGACUCGAGAGUAUAAAAAGGGCCGGCAAAGCCCGCUCCCCAGCAUUAUUCUACUACUUGGAACUCUCGCAGUUCUCGAUUCAUUACUCAAGUAUAACUCGUAUAGCCAAAUUCUGUCAUCAUGUCCGGACGUGGAAAAGGAGGUAAAGCCAAGGCCAAGUCCAAGACCCGUUCGAACCGUGCUGGUCUGCAGUUCCCCGUCGGCCGUAUCCACCGUCUCCUGCGUAAAGGCAAUUACGCCGAGCGAGUCGGUGCCGGGGCUCCGGUCUACCUCGCCGCUGUCAUGGAGUACCUGGCCGCUGAGGUUCUCGAGUUGGCUGGCAAUGCCGCUCGCGACAACAAGAAAACCAGGAUCAUCCCUCGCCAUCUCCAACUGGCCAUACGCAACGACGAGGAGCUGAACAAGCUACUCUCCGGGGUCACCAUCGCUCAGGGCGGCGUUUUGCCCAACAUCCAGGCUGUCCUCCUGCCAAAGAAGACCGAGACUUCCAAAUCUGCGUCUCAGGCAACCAAGAGUUCUCAAGAAUAUUAGGCUCGAAAAGUUUUCAACUUGCAACUAGACUCUCGCACAAUCGGCCCUUUUCAGGGCCACUAUUUAACUAUAUACAUUUUUUCUCUUUCAUUUUCCUUGAUCAAGUGCUACUUGAAGUGUAAUUUUUUUCAUAAUAAAUCAUAGCAGUGCAUAAAGGUAA
Messenger RNA from Nasonia vitripennis (jewel wasp), 825 nucleotides. RefSeq names its product histone H2A. The transcript has a single exon. Bases 255 to 665 code for a protein of 136 amino acids. The record is from RefSeq and is a predicted model, not a curated record. Gene Ontology annotation, cellular component: nucleosome. NCBI's taxonomy places the organism in Eukaryota, Metazoa, Arthropoda, Insecta, Hymenoptera, Pteromalidae. Gene Ontology annotation, molecular function: protein heterodimerization activity; DNA binding; structural constituent of chromatin.